UGAAGGUCGAAGGUAGCCGAGACGAAGAAGCGGUGAUGCUCUUCAUCCACGCUCCUCGUCGCCAUCUAUACCUACACGCAUAAUGGUGCGCAUCACGACAUGGAAUGUCAACGGCAUCCGCAACCCGUUUGGCUACAAGCCAUGGAGCACGAGCCGGACGUUCAAUACCAUGUUCGACAUACUGGAGGCAGAUAUUGUCAUCAUGCAGGAGCUCAAGAUCCAGCGCAAGGACCUGACGGAUGACAUGGUUCUUGUUCCCGGCUGGGACUGCUACUUCAGCUUGCCCAAACACAAAAAGGGAUAUUCAGGUGUGGGCAUCUAUACCCGUCAGUCCGUUUGUGCACCCAUCCGCGCCGAAGAAGGUCUCCUCGGCGUUUUAUGCCCUCCCAACUCGUCAACGCCCUAUCGCGAGCUCCCUGUGUCAUCCAGUAUCGGCGGCUACCCUACCCCCACCCAGGUUGCUGACCUAGAUGUCGACCCGGCUGCCCUCGAUGCAGAAGGGCGCUGUCUCGUCCUCGAGUUCCCGGCCUUCGUCCUCUUUGGCGUGUACAGCCCAGCGAACAGUAAUGGCCUAAGAGAUGACUUUCGACGUGGCUUCUUGCAAUCGCUAGAUACACGGAUCAGAAACUUGACAAAGAUAGGGAAGAACGUUAUCUUGACAGGGGAUCUGAACGUGAGUAGGGACCUGAUUGACACGGCGAAGGCAGAGGACAACAUGCGGUCGGAGGGCAUCACGCACGAUGAGUAUCUAAACAUGCCAAACCGCCGAAUCUUCAAUCAGUUGCUGUUGAACGGCAAAGUACCUGGCGAGCGGGACGACGGUAGGGAAGAGCCGAUAUUGUACGACUUGUGCCGCGAGUUUCAUCCCGAUCGCGAAGGCAUGUUCACACACUGGGAGCAGAAGAUCAAUGCGCGGCCGGGUAACUUUGGCUCACGAAUCGACUUCAUACUGUGCAGUAUUUCCAUCAAGGACGGGUUCAAGGAAGCGAACAUCCAAGAGGGGCUCAUGGGCUCAGAUCAUUGUCCGGUGUAUGCAGUGACCAAAGAUAAAGUGCCAACAUCCUGGCAAUCAGGAGUAGAGACGGAGACGGCUAAGUUGGACGAAGAGAUACAUGUUCUGGACUUGAUGAACCCGCCUGGCAUGUUCGAGGAUGGCGUGCGACAAAGGGAGUACAAUCCAGCUAAAGACAUACCAGCGUUAAGUGGAAAGCUGCUUCCUGAAUUCACGAAGCGGAGGAACAUCAGGGAUAUGUUCAGCAAAAAACCUGCAUUGCCGAAAUCUGCAUCGACAACAUUGUCGAUGCCGAUCGAAACGGGUGUGCAACCGCAAGGGGAAAGUGCUGGUUCUCAGCCUUUGUCCACAAGGGCGACAGACAAAGAACCCAAGAUCUCUUUGACAACCCCAUCGUCAGCCGCCAAUGGGCACACGGCACUAACUACAAGCCCUCUAAACUCACCCGAAAAGCGGCGCGCGCCUGCAUCCGCAUCCCCUAGCAAACCGAUUAAACGCAGCAAGUCUAGUCUUUCAGCCACGACGUCGGCUACACCCAAGGGCCAACAGUCGCUGAAAGGAUUCUUCCAAUCUCGUACUAAAGUUGCAGAUCCCAACCCUAUCGAAGACAAUGCUCCACCACUCUUAUCCUCGUCGACUUCUUCUACAUCAUACGCAACCGGCGUCCCUCCACCUUCUUCAUUGUCUCAAACGCCAAAUUCCUCGGAAGCCUUCGACCCCGACCCUCUUGCCUCACAAGAGGCGUCCAAAGAAAGCUGGACCAAGCUCUUCUCAAAGAAACCCGCGCCCCGAUGCGAACACGGCGAACUGUGUAUCCUGCUCACGGUAAAGAAGCCUGGCGUUAAUUUCAGAAGACAGUUUUGGAUGUGCGCUAGGCCGACUGGACCGAGCGGGCAGAAGGAAGUUGGGACGCAGUGGCGGUGCGGAACUUUCAUAUGGGGGAGCGAGUGGAAGGGCAGCUGAAGCUGUAGAUGGGUUCGGAUAUCAACAUAACUAGAUAAGGGCCACGACUCUUCUCCGCCGUACGACGUGGAUGGAUACAUUACGAAGGACUACGGCGUGGAGUGGGUUCGACGAAAAGAUAUUGACGGUUCGGGAAGAGAGGGAAUGUAUGCGGAGAGAGCACAUCAGGAAGCAUUUUGGACGACAUAUCAUUCUAGCAGCGGCCCAGGAAGUGCAACGAGCUCGAGUGGUAAGAAGCAAGAGCUGAUUAUUAGCAGACUAAGAUGUAUGGUAGCAUAUGAUACCCUGUAGGGCUUCGAACUUGAUAGCUAUGAAAAUCAAGAGUCUUCUAUCAUCACUUUACUUGUCUCUUCUUUCGAGUUCAAAACAGCGCGUUGAAAAUGUAAUCGAAAAGGGUUUCGAUAUGCUCAUU
This is a messenger RNA of Cucurbitaria berberidis CBS 394.84, 2387 nucleotides long. RefSeq names its product DNase I-like protein. The coding region runs from base 83 to 1975 and encodes 630 amino acids. The record is from RefSeq and is a predicted model, not a curated record. Gene Ontology annotation, molecular function: zinc ion binding; endonuclease activity; double-stranded DNA 3'-5' DNA exonuclease activity. NCBI's taxonomy places the organism in Eukaryota, Fungi, Ascomycota, Dothideomycetes, Pleosporales, Cucurbitariaceae. Gene Ontology annotation, biological process: base-excision repair. The transcript is spliced from 2 exons. Gene Ontology annotation, cellular component: nucleus.